AGUAGAGCAUCUUCUGAAUCCUUUUCACUUCGAAAAUCUUCGGAUUUCUUGAAGCCUAAAAACUCAUACACGUCGGUCUGACGCAUUCAACAUCAUCUUCGGUCUAAGUAGCACUUUUAGCAUCACGAGUUUCAUCACGUAGUAGCAAUUAGUACGACAACAUUGGAACGGCAAUAAAAUAUAUUCCAGUAGACGACCACCUUUUUCCUCCUCGCGUCAUUUUACGCUCAAUCUUACCCGCAUAAAAAAAUACACUAUUCCACUUUUUGAAAAACUACCUUCUACUCUGCUGCUGAGAUUCGUAUCUCGCAUCUUCUACCCACACAAAAAAUCUGAAUUUUAGCCAACUACUGUUCCAUUACCGCCGAACUUUGUUCCCUCCAUUUCGAGAGCAAAGUUUUCCUGAAUAAGCCAGCCCGAAACAAAAGCCAAAUCGUUGUAUUCAAUGUUACUGACCGCCCAGACAGCCAACACCCAAGACUUGAAAAUGACCUCUCCCGCUCAGAAUGGCGCCCCGGCCGCUCCGGGUGCUGUGCCCCAGGCCGCGCCCGCCCCGACGGCGGAGGGUGGCGUCGCGAACGUGUGGAACGUCAUCUCCGGUGAUACCUUCGAGGUGUGCAUGGGCGUGAACAAGGGGCACGUGGACUUGAAGCGCAUCACCAUCGCGGGGAUUCUGGCGCCGCGUCUUGGGAUCAAGUCGCAGCAAGUGGACACGAAGGAUGAGCCCCUGGCCUGGGAAUCCAAGGAGUUUUUGCGGAAAAUGCUGUUGGCGAAGAAGGUGCAGUUUCGGGUUUUGUACAAGUCCGCGAGCGGUGUAUGCAAUACAACUUUCCAGUACAUGCACAAAGUGCAUCACAAAUUUCACCAAUUUGGACGGUAACACUUGUCAUGCUAAGCUAGGAUCGGAGCCAAGUUUUGUCAUGCAGAGACUGUGUGUGCACGUGUACGGGAAAUUUACUGUGGAUACGGGGACCGAGAUUACUACGAGGUCCGGAUUGCGGGCGAGAAGACGCACGUGGGGUUGAAAUCACUGUCCGCAGGAAUGAGCAAGAUCGCCCCGGGGAACCAGGUAGAGAUUUGUACUUUAUUUCUUGCUGAUGCAUGUAUGACAAUUUUUGGUAGUAGCAGUUUACUCUCAUGUGUAUUUUUUCUUGACCUGUACCUAACGCAAAGAUUUACAACUGAUGCAAAAGUUCAUUAUAUCAUCGCGAAAAUAAACAGCACAAAUUAACUUACGCUUACAAGUAGACGUCGCUUCUGUUACCCCUUAAUUGCUGGGUAAUACUACUACUACUACUACUCCAAAUUCAGGUGAAAUCCCUCAACCUCUACGCGGACUUGGAAGUCGCGGAGAACGAGGCCAAGUCACAGGCUCUCGGCGUCCACGCCGCGAUGGCCCCCGUCCGCGAGCUCGCCGCCGCGAACGACGAUCCGGACACGUUUUUGGCGCAGAACAAGGAGAAGCUCCGCCCCUGUGUGGUUGAAUUCAUCAAGGACGCCGGGGGCUACCGGGUGGUGUGCCUUCCCACGGUGGAGGACCCACGGUAUGUGACGGUGCAGGUCUUGCUCUCCGGAGUGCAGAACCCAAGCUUCCGAAGGUAUGUUUUUAUAUGGUGUUCUUAUAGUUUGUCAUGCGUUCUAGGCAGCUGGAGGCUCUCAUCUAAAUCUGUCAACAUGCACAAAUUUCAUAAAACUCCAUAAUCACAUAUUUUGUUCAACAUCGUCAUCCAAACAUAAAAACAGGGAAGCCGGGGGUGUUGAGGUGGAGUCACAACCCGGAAACGGUGCCUUCUUCGCCCGCGCGUUUGCCAUGGAGCGGUUGCUCGGCAGGGAAAUCAACCUGCGAGUAGAAUCCAUUCAGAGACAAGGGGCGCCGGGGAGUCAGAACGUAUUUGCAUCUUAGCAUUCUUGCACGACAAGUGGUGAUUAACUCUAUAAUACAGUUCUGUUCCACAUGACGUUGACGUCAAGUUCGUAGAGGUGGUCAUGCAUUUUGUGAGCAUCGAUCGAGAUUGUUUAUUGUACUCAGCGGUCUACUAAAUUUGUGUUGCGUAAUACCGUUCCAUAGAAUUGCGCUACUUCCUCUAUUUCAGGUAUUCUUCCUCGGGUCCCUCGUCCACCCGGCAAAGGGCUCGAUCGCCGAAUUCUUCCUGGACGCCGGUUUCGGUCUAUACGUCGACUGGUCCGCCCAGCGCUGCUUUUCCGGCCCGGAACAGCUCCAAAACGCCCAAAAACGGGCCCAGGACUCGCGGAAGGGAAGGUGGAAGAACUGGGACGGCAGCUCCGAUUCCUUGGAUUCCUUCGAGUUCAACGGAAAAGUCACGGAGAUCUGCUCCGGGGAUGUCUUGCGCAUUGUCAACACGGAAGCGCCGGAUCGCAACGAACGAAGGUAACAACAAGUACCUACUGUAUAUCAUUCUAGCCUGAUCUACUUCAUCUUGAAAAAGUACUAGGGACUAGCUCUCCCUCCCAGGAUCUUAUGACCACACUACGUUUUGGUUUUGCCCUCGGCACCUAGCGUCUUACACCAACAUGAUCUGCGUCGUGCCCCUAUGUAAAAAUGUUGCAUUCGAAAAGCGCAUUUCUUUGUAGAGGCGGAGCGUCGAAGCGUAGUUCAAGUUUUGAGCGUUUAAAUCUCUGUGAUUAGACAACACAACAUCACAUGUCCUCUACUUUUUCUAUUUGAGAACAACAACUGGCUGUCUAUCAGGUACUACCUCGCCUCCGUCCGCGGCCCGCAGAUCACUCGUGGUGGCAACAACCAAGACGGCUGGGGCCCGGCUGUUGUGGAGUACAUGAGGAAAAAGUGCAUUGGAAAGCAGUUCAAGGUCCGGUUGGAGUACAAAAAAAACAUCUCUGUCUUCGGAGAAGGGAAUGCCCACCCGCCUGCGAGUAACGAAAAAACGGGUGAUAUGUACUUCGUGACCCUUACCGACGCAAACAAGAAAAACAUCGCGGUCGAAGCGGUCGAAUCCGGUAUGCUCAAGGUCUUGGCCAACUCUGGUGGGGCGGAGAGCAUGAACGAGCGAUCGCGCGACUUCGAUGCUUUGAUGGAAGCAGAGCAGGCAGCGAUCUUGGCCUCGAAGGGGAUGCACGCUGGGGAAGAAAAGGCGCCGAAGCAGCCGGUACUUCUAGGGGGAUUUUUUUUUGUUUUUUGUUGAGCGAGAAGUUGACGAGAACUGUCCAUUGGUUCCGUUUAUCAGUCUCAUUCAUCAACAUCAAGAGUGAUUUUUACGUCGUUGUCAUACAACCACCAUACAAUUCAUCAACAUCUUCUCCAGGUCUACACCGAGCUGAUCCUCCAGCCGCCAAAUGCCCCGAAGUCCCGUAUGAGACUGCACAACUCCCCCUCCUUCUCAUUUGUCAUGCAGGCGCUCUCUGCAUGACAGAAUUCGGAAGCGCGCCAAACAGUACUACACUAGAACUAGAACUGCAUGAUGAACUUGUCAUGCGUAGGCUCCACGUGUACUGGUUUCUGUUUUGCUGUUCAUGCCAUACAAAUGAGGGGGAGUAGUUGUGCACUCUCAUAUCCCGCGGCCCCACCACCAAAAAGGAGCUCACCGAGCGCGCCAAGGCGUUUGAGUCCCAGCUGUGUGCCAACAGGAACGGGCACGACGCCACGGUUACGUAUCUGAUGAACGGUUCCAGGAUGCGGAUUAAACUCAUCCACGAGAAGAUUCUCAUGAACUUCCAGAUGAACGGCGUCCGCGCCCCCAACGCGGAGAGGCAAAUGCCGGCUACCUCCGCGAUGGCCGCCAACAUCCCGAAAGCCGAGCCGUUCGGGACGGAGUCGCUGCAGUUUGCCAGGGAACUGGUCAUGCAACAGGACGUGAAGGUGGUCUUGGACCGCGUCGACCCGGCGGGGACCUUUCAGGGCACGCUGUAUUUGAAGAAGGGCGGCAGCCAAAAGGGACCGGACAUGGCUACGAUGCUGUUGGAGAAGGGGUUGGCGUACUGCGAUCAGUGGUGCAACAACCAGAGCUACUUCACGAUCGAAAGCAGGGCAAAGACGGCGAAGUAUUGUUGUUGAUACAAUUUUUGAUAAAUACGCUCCUGAUUGUUCAUCGCUGCCACAUGAUGAUCUUAUGUUGACUCUGAUCUUAUGUUUGUCAUGCAAAUAACCCAAUAUCAGGCUUAACUACUGGUCCGUCGAGCAUGAGGACCUCUCUGCCGUCCAGGAGCAGACCCAGAACCUCGCGGGCCAGCCGGUGAAGGGUGAAAUUUCCCAGAUCAACAGCUUGGAUUCCUUCUACCUCAUUCCCGCGGGCGGCGCGCAGCUGAAGAUUCAGAACGAACUGAACCAGCAGAUCUCCAAGUUUGAAGAAGUCUCCCACCCGCAGAAGCGCUCUCUCUACGCCGUGCAAUACUGGGAAGACAAGAAGUGGUACCGGGGAAGGCUCGAGGGGAAGGGAACCGAGGGUCAGUUUUCCUUCUUCUUCCCGGACUUUGGCUACACGGCGGAUGUGGACAGUGUGAGAAAAAUCCCCGCGGGCAGCAGUUUGUUGACCACCCCUGGGGUUGCGAUGCACUGCGCCUUGUACGGCGUCAGAACGAACGACGAGUACUGGGAACAGGCCUGCGAAACCUUCUUCAAGUGCACGGAAAAGAAGACCGUGAACGGUAAUAUAGCUUUAGCAAAUGAACUGCGCUUGCUUUGCAGACGUUGACGUAUGAAUAUUAGCAUGAGAAAAUUCUCUUUCACUUUCAGUUUCACCACUCCUGUAUCCGCAUGACAAAAUCUCAAAAUGUAAACUAUCCAGGCUCUAUCGAGAAGUCCGCUGGCGGGCAGUCGUACUGCGUUCUCUUCGCUUCCGGAAUCUGCGUCAACGAAGCCCUUGUGAAGGACGCCGUGGCCCGAUUGACCAAGAAGGAGAGCAAGCCGCUUUCUGUCGACUACAACCAGUGGAAAAAGGCGGAGACGGAGGCCAAGCGCGGCCGCGCCAAGAUGUUAUGAACUGCAAAAGUAUCGUACUCGUAUUGUAAUCAUGCAUUACAAAUCCUGUUCUUUAGGCAAAUUAGCAUCUGAAAUUUUAUUUCUCAUGCUGAGGAAAUCGAAAUUUGCAAUGCAUCUAUACGAGUACGAUACUUUUGCAAUUCAUAGAUGUGGCGCUACGGAGAUGUCGGCUCGGAUGACGAGGACUACUAG
Molecule: messenger RNA, 5146 nt
Organism: Amoebophrya sp. A120
Lineage: Eukaryota; Dinophyceae; Syndiniales; Amoebophryaceae
Source: the annotation of a GenBank genome assembly